Molecule: messenger RNA, 6908 nt
Organism: Scleropages formosus (Asian bonytongue)
Lineage: Eukaryota; Metazoa; Chordata; Actinopteri; Osteoglossiformes; Osteoglossidae
Gene: kntc1
Product: kinetochore associated 1
Exons: 60
Coding region: 73-6684 (2203 amino acids)
Biological process (GO): mitotic spindle assembly checkpoint signaling; mitotic sister chromatid segregation; protein localization to kinetochore involved in kinetochore assembly
Cellular component (GO): cytoplasm; kinetochore microtubule; RZZ complex
Molecular function (GO): small GTPase binding
Source: RefSeq, a predicted model, not a curated record
UUACGAAGUUAACGGGGUUUCUCGAAAGUGUAGAAAUUUAGUAUUUCAGUUAUUUAAUGGUAUAGGCGUGCGAUGUGGAACGACGUGGAGCUGCUCGCGAACGACGACACCAGCACCGUUCGGGUGAGCUUCGAUCUGCGGCGGGAGUGCGGCAGCGCGCUGUACCAAGUGGACAAUCUGGUCAAGCUCUCCUGCUCCGAGAAGGUGCUGCACAACCCAGAUCUGUAUGCUUCCUAUGCUUCAAACUACAUCGUUGUGGUUGCUGAUAGAACUGUAGUCCUCUUUGACUACAACUUCCAGUCAGUUCUGCUGCACCUCAACUUCGGCAGUGAUGUGGACACUGUGGCUGUGUGCCAUAGAGGACAGUUUCUGCUGGUCGGUGAAAGAAAUGGGAACCUCCACCUCGUCUAUGUGCCACAGAAGAGCACUGUGUUUACUAAAGCAAUCUUGCAGAAAUCUCUCUCAGAAAAAGAGAAGACUUACAGAAGCCUGGUCAUUGAGGAAGACAGGGUUACUUCAGGGUCUUAUCACUUAUUCCUGCUUGUGGCUGAUGGGUUCUUUCAUAUCUCAAACCUUGAGCUGGAAAACAUUGAAAGAGCAAUUGUCAAAAUGGACAUAGGAGAAUUGAAAAAGCUGCAGUCAGUAAUAAAGACAGAGGUUUGUUCUACAAAGGACAUAUACAGUAAAGGAUGUAAUGUGGCUGUGACAACAGACCUUGCUGGUGAAAUCUGCCUCAUCACUGGGGGCAGUGGAGAAAAUGUGUUAUCUCAGUGGAGAAUGCAUCCAGCUAAGAACACAAUGUCCAUCAGCCACCUCCUGGACUCAAGUUUAAUGCUAGGUGUAAAGAAGAUACAAGUUCUGGAUAAUCUGAUGUACACUCUUGAUGAAGAGAAUGUUCUGAGUGUUUGGGAAGUGAACAUGCUGGUGAUGGUGUGGUGUUGGCCAGAACUGGCCUUUCAUGACUUCCUCAUCACCACUGAGGGGAGGUCAUCCUCAGUAUCCAUGCAGGAAGGCAGCAGUAUGAAACUUGUAGCCUUGACCGUGCCAAACAGUAGUCAGAUGAGGAGUCUGGUGGUGUACUCUCUGCCAUCCAUGACAGCCCUCUACUCCUUGGAAGUGUCCUCUACUUCAGCCCUUGUGAAGAUGGGUGUCAACAUGGACACAGUUUAUUUGUUGGAAGGAAUUUCCAAAAGUUUGAAAAGUCCAGAGGACCCAGUGUCUUCUGUUGUGGUGAGGUGCUUCACAGAGGCCUUGCCAGAGAACAGGCUAAGUCGUCUUCUUCACAAACACAAAUUUGAAGAAGCAGAAACAUUUGCCAUACAGUUCGGCCUUGAUGUUGAGCUGGUAUAUAAAGUGAAGCUGGACUUUGUGCUGGAGAAGUUGGCUUCUUCACCUUCUGGGGGCUAUGGACAGGAGGUGUUCUCUGAACUGGUGGAGGAGGCCAAGACCAACCUGGCAAAGAUCAAUGAUGAGCACUUUGUGGUGCAGUACAGCGUGAAGGCACCCUGGCCCACUUUUAGCACAGCGCAGGAGAUGCUGAAUCAUGCCAACUCACGCUACCCCUGCUCCCAGAUCCAGGAGGCCCUGUCCAAGCUUGCCACCUUCUGCGGCCUCAACGGGCCAGAAAAGUUCAAUGGCAUCUCAUGGAUUGAAUUCCUGCAAAGUUCAGACUACAUCAUAGACAUCCUGUGGCACCUGAGGGAUGGGGACCUUAGGGGGGCCCAGUACCUGUGGCUCCGGAAUGAGCCAGAGUUUGCUGAACAGUUUGAUGAGAAAACCCUGGAUGCCCUGCUCAGUUCGAUCCCCAAGGACGUCCCUUCAAAGGACCUCUGUCCCUGGUUCAGAACCAUUGUCAUUCCAUUUAUCAGAAAGACUUUUCCGAAAGGACAGAAAAAGCUAUCAAGAUGGCUGGAGCAGCGGGCAAGAAACUUGGAGCUGACUGAAAAGGCUGACUGGCCGCAGAACGGCCUUGAGAUGGCCCAACUCGGCCUGCCUUCCUUCUGGCUAUGGCUGCCACUGGAGGAUGAUUGUGGUCUGGAGGAGGUGGAGCAACUCCGUUCCCUGGUGCAGAGUCUUCGCCAGCUACUGGACCUCUUCAACAAGUACCACUGCAAGCUGUCCCUGUCAGACUUUGAGAAGAGGAACACCAGGAGCAUAGUUUUCCUCAUGCUGGACAAGGUGCUGGCUCCAGAGCUCAUCCCCUCUGUCAUCGAAAGCAGUGUCAGACCCUAUACCCAGGAGCAUAGGCUCCACUUGGAUGAGCUGCUGCUGCACUACAUACGGGACAUGCUGGAGCGUUGCAGCUCCCAAACCACUUCCCUGUUCACAGAGUGGGAGGCCAAGGCCAUGGCUGUGCUGGACUGCAUGACUGACUCUGACCUGGUGGAAGAUGCUGUUCUAGAGAUAAUGUACAAGGCAGUGGUGCCCUGGAGCAGUGUGGUGGAGCAGUUGGUCCAGAAACACCUGGAAAUGGAUCAUCCCAGACAGGAGCUUUUGAAGGAAAGUUACCAGCUGAUGGAGAUCAAGAAGCUUCUGAGGGUCUAUGGCAUCCGCAACUUCAACCCAUCCAGCGACAACCUAGCCAUGGUCUUGGUCCGACGUAUCCUGAAACAAGAUCUGCCGUCCUCUCUUGAGGAUGCCCUGAAGGUUGCGCAAGUGUACAAGUUAGACACCUCCCAGAUCUACUUCCUUUAUAUCAUUCAACUGAUAUCCCAGGCCAAGCGGGAGCUUUGCGUGACAGUCCUAAAGGAGCUGCCCCCCGCCGAGGCAGAGUGUGUGACCGAGAGACUUGCCACAUGGGCACGACUGGAGCUGCAGAACAAGCACUUAAUCUCAGAGGAGCACAAGAAACACCAUAUUGAUGUGGCGCAGGUCAUGGUGGAGUCACUGAAAUUCUUACAGAGAAUUCAGCAAGACAAUGCAUUCAAGAGGAUAGAGUGCGUAAACAACCUGAAGAUGUUUGAAGCGAUUGCUAACCUACAGGAGGACUUUGACAUCUUCCUGUCACCAGAGGAAUAUGCAGACAGGGCUCUGCGGGCGCAGUUCCAGGAACAGCAUAUCACAGCCUAUGAGAACACAAAAGCUCGUGGCCGUCUACAGGACACCAGGCCCAUUGUUGCUAAUGAUCCAGACGGCAAAACCAAGACCAUCUCCACAGAGGCGGGGCUGUACCGCCUCGCCCGUCAGCUGCAACGUUCAGAGCAGGAGCUGUGGGCUGACCUGGCACUGCGCGCCCUACUGGUGGGCAAAGUUGACAAGGCGUUAAAGAUCUGCAGCGAACUAUACCAGCACCACUACGAUGCUUGCACAGGCCGGGUGCUCUUUCAUGCUGCCAAGAUGUUGUGCCAAAUGCUUGAGGACAACGUGCCCAUGAUCAUCCCUGAUGGCAUCAACCUGCCUGCCAUCAUCCACAACCUAGCCUGCCAAGCCAUCACUGUCUGCCACCCAGAUCUGCUGCUGGACUGUGUGGAGCUGUGUAAGAGCACACGUGCAGCUAUGGAUGUGUACCAGCAAUGCCAGAUUGACGAUGAUGGCUUCACCGCCAAGGAGUCUUCUUCAGUGAUGGAUUGUGGCCCAUACACUGAGUGGAGCUUUCAGAACAUCUUUAAUGAAGAUGGCAUUGUUCUUGACCCAGUGUCAGUUUUGCCGUUCCAGUACAAGAUCACAAACUGCCUUCUGCCCUCCUUUUCAGAUUCAAAACGAUAUCCCCUGGAUUGCUCUUGCCUGUCCAACUGUUCAUAUAAAGACGAACUGGACUUCCUUCAGCCCUUGCUGAGCCCCGUGACUGUGAUGCUGCAGAAUUUGCAGGAAUGCAGCCAGUUGGAGUUGGCGCUCCGCCUUCUGGUCAACACCUUUGGCAGCAGUCUCCAGCACAUAGCUUCUAACAACAUAGACCUGACUCUCAGUUCCCAGCUGCACAAUUCCCAGCGCCUGCUGAGAGACAGGAAGUGCCUGAGUGACUUUGGGAAUUUCACUCUGAAUUCCAUCAAGACAGUUGCCAUGGCACUUCUGCACAAGGUGCUCAACUGGAGGGUGGUGGACUGCAGUUUGGCUAUCGGAUACUGCACUUUACUUCCACAGAGUGACAUGCUAGAGAUUCUCUGGAAAGUCAUCAACAAUACAUGGCAAAACUAUCACAAGAUACUGGCUGUUGCCAUGGUUGGAGCACAGUUGUGCAGCUUGUACAAGGAGGAGACGCAACGUGAGAAGUUCCUAUCACUUGUAACAGAUGCAGAGUGGGGCAUAAAGCUGGCCAAAUUAGGGAUCUCCAUCCAGCCUGUUUUUAGGCAGUGCCCUGAGAUGAAGAAUAAUUUGAUCCCCACGCUGGUGAAGAAUAGGAACAUGACAGCUGAGCUUAUCCUUGAGUACUGCAGCACAUUUGACCUUGACUGCAACUUAGCUCUCAGCAUGUACAUCACCACACUGUUGUUGGAGGGGGAAGGGGAGAGCCAGGACCUGGUGGGAGACAAGGGGGAGGCCCAGACUUCAAAGCUGAGCAAAGUGGAUGCUGUGGAGCAGGCCCUGCAGAUCAUCCCUCUUUUGCAAAGCACCAGUGAACUGGCGGUCAGCCUUAAUGCUGCCAUCCUUAAGCUCAGCCCAUACAAUUAUGAACGAAUCGAAGGUCUUCUCAGGAUCAUAGAAAAUGCAGGGGAAACAAUACCAAGCUUUCCACUUGAUCAGGCUAUAAGGCUGCUGCAGUACCUGAAGUCCUACAAGCGCAUCUCAGCCCCUGGAGAAUUGGAGAACAGCUACCUGCUGGAGCAGGCCCUGGAGCCCACCCAGUUGGCCCAGACCAGACUGCCCUUCCACCUGCUUUUCAAGACUGGCCGCUGUUUCUGGAAGAUCAUUACUCCUGAACUUAGUGAGCAAACAUUCCCCACACUACUGCUGAUCAGCAAACUGAUGAAGGUGAGCCUGGACAAGCUCUACAUGUCUGCUGUGAACCACAUGUUUGAGAGAAGCCUAAAGCCUCUUCUCUUGGAGCAGAUGAGGCAGGGGUCCUGUUCCACCACCAGCAAGAAAACAGCCCGGAUCGCCCACACUAUCAUGGACUAUGUCCUAUGUAUCAAAAACCCCGAGUGGGCUGCUGCCACUGCGCAUAGGAUUGCCCAGGAGUUACCCCCAGGCAUUGAGAAGACCAAGUCACUCAAGUUCUGUCUGGCUCUAGGUGAGAAGUGGCUGAAGGUCCCAGACCUAGAGGAGGAGACCAGAUCCAAAGGGGAGAUCUUCAUGGAGAAGCUGAAAGUGCAGUAUCAGUGCUCAGCCACAGAGAACAUCCUUGCCUCUAGAAAUCUCCUGUCCCCUGAGCUGUUGAAGCUUACAGGUUUGCCUGUACGGUUGCUGGCAGCAUUGUGGGAGCAUAGCAGCGUGGAGCAGCGAAUGGGGAAUCCUGCCGGCUAUGCCUAUCCCGACAUCCAUGCUGUUGCUAAGGAGAUAGCAGCAAUAAACAACGUGGACUUGUCAAAGGUUCGUGACAUGAUGCUGGAGAAGUGGCUGUGUAAAACUGGACCAUCAGUCAAAGAAAUUAACUCCCAGGACUAUGUCACCGACAUCCAUGAUGACCCAGAUCUUAUGAGGGUGGUAUACUUGCUGCAGAUGUACCCUAUGGACUUCAGCUCCCGCCUGCUGAGCAGCAUCCUCACUGCAGAGACUUGGCCUCUGAGCAAUUCACGCUUUCGUCUGACCUUCUGCCAUCGGGCUCGAGCUCUGUUGUGUGUGGUCCACAUCGCGGACCCUUCCACACUGGAGACCCUCCUCCAUAUCCCCAGGGACAAAGUCCAAUACUACCUGAAGUGCUACAUUCAUCUGGCGCAACUAGAGGGGCUGAACAUCCCAUACACUGUUGACUCCUUCCUCAACAGUCCCAAAGAAGGUCUGAUCAAGGGCCUGUGGAAAAACCACAGCCAUGAGCCAGAGGCUGUGCGUCUGGUGUCAGAUCUCUGUUUGGAAUACCAGGUGUUUGACCCUCAGCUGUGGAAUGGAGUGCUGCAGAAAUUGCUUACUUUCAACAUGAUCAGCUACUUGCAGAAGGUACUAGAGGCUUUGGGAGCUGUGCCUUCCCUUUUACAGCUAUCGAAUUUCUCCAGGACCUGGAGGAGUGUAAUUAUGGCCCCAUUCAUGACAGCAUCUCUCCCUCUAAGUCCAGAACAAAUUCCAACUUUCUACAAGACAUUUGUUCUCCUGCUGAAAUGCCCCUUCCUGUUGAAUAUGGACUUGAUUGGCAUUGCAAAAUGCUUUACUCAGGUCAAUCUACCCUGCUUCUCUUUGGGCUCCCUUUUGCUGAUUUCCUGUACCUCCAAGAAAGAGCGGAACAUUCAGUGUUUCCUGUCUACCUGUGAUCUGGUGACUGUUCUGGAACAAGUGGAGGACCACAUGAACACCGGGGAGUUGGCAGGGAUUCCAUCAGAGAUCAAGGAGACGGUGCUAACUUUUGUUUACCAAAAUGGACACCAUGAGAAGCUACUGAAAACCAAGCUGUUUCCCCACUUUUGCCUGUACAUGGCAUCAAAAGGCCAUUACAAUCAAGUAAAGGACAUGGUGGAAUAUCUGAUCAGCAGAAAAUGUGAAGAGGAUGCAGCCUCCCUGGCUAGGGAGUACCUGAGGUGUCAGGAGAGAGAGGGAGGCAAGCAUGUACCUGCCAGUUGGACUGCAUCUGAUAUCCUGAAGGUACCUGCAAAAUACUGAGUUCUAAUGGGUACAACAUGUGAACCUUGGUUGUCCCUUGACAAGCCAGCUACACAGUGCUGUUACAUAUGAAAACUGUGGGAAAAUUAAAUGCAUUUUUACAGGUCUCUCAUUUCUUUCUAGUUAUAGACUCCUUCAAUCUGUAACUAGUGGUCUAAUCCCUAACUAAUCUGAAAGCUAAAGAGUAUCCCACAUUAGUUUAAAAGAAAAAAAUUACUAAUUUU